Messenger RNA from Clavispora lusitaniae ATCC 42720, 495 nucleotides. RefSeq lists its product as uncharacterized. The record is from RefSeq and is a predicted model, not a curated record. NCBI's taxonomy places the organism in Eukaryota, Fungi, Ascomycota, Pichiomycetes, Serinales, Metschnikowiaceae.
AUGCAAUUUCUUACUGCCAGCACCAUUUUAUAUGUCCGCGUGAUUCUUUUACUUUGCUUGGCCUUCAUGUUGGUGAAGAAUCCGGCUGCUAUUGUCAAAGCCAAUUUCACUUUGAUUUUGGGCCAAGCUAUGCAUCUACCAACUGUUCACGCUUCGGAUACCAACCCGCUUUUCGGAAUCUUGUCCAUUUUCAUUGCAUCAAGUGCCAUAAGCGACUUGAUUCCAUGUCUUGCAGAAAACAUCGCUUACUUCGAGACUCUAGUUCCUACUAGACUUACAUUCUUUUUCCUUUUGGGUUCAUUUUGCUUGAUUUCGGAGUUCGGCAUCAUUGCCAACAACUUGGUUUUCACCUAUUCGUUUAUUGAAAUCUGGCUCAACUUUUUGAUUUAUAACAAUCUUCGAGAUGAGAAAUAUUACAGAGCCAAGAAAUUUCUCGAAGAACACGGAGAUGAGUUGAGAGAAGAAGAAGGCGAACGUGUCGUACCGGUCGAGUAA